This is a messenger RNA of Hypoxylon fragiforme, 1038 nucleotides long. RefSeq lists its product as uncharacterized. Gene Ontology annotation, biological process: fungal-type cell wall organization. The transcript has 2 exons. Gene Ontology annotation, cellular component: fungal-type cell wall. The coding region runs from base 1 to 1038 and encodes 345 amino acids. Gene Ontology annotation, molecular function: structural constituent of cell wall. The record is from RefSeq and is a predicted model, not a curated record. Lineage: Eukaryota; Fungi; Ascomycota; Sordariomycetes; Xylariales; Hypoxylaceae.
AUGCGAUUUUCGCUCGCACUCGUUUCCACCCUGUUGGGCAUUGCCGUCGCGGCGCCCCAGGGUGUCACCGACAAGCUCACCCCGACUGCUCCCGCCCCGGCUGGCUGCACGGGCACUUUCGAUGGUAACUUUGAGAUUACUGUCGCUGAAGUGACCGAGAAGCGCAGCGUUUCUCAAAUCGAGAAACGUGCCGAGUGCGGUGCUGAUGGUGUUCUCGUCUUGUCGCUGAAGGAUGGAUCAACCUUCGACGCCAAAGACCGAACUGGUUACAUUGCGUCCAACUACCAGUUUCAAUUCGACGCACCCGCCCAAGCUGGCGCUCUCUACACCAGCGGUUUCUCUGUCUGCGAGAACAACGUUUUGGCCCUGGGUGACUCCCAGACUUUCUACCGCUGCCUGUCCGGAACGUUCUACAAUUUGUAUGACCGUAACUGGGCACCGCAAUGUGAGCCUGUCUCGAUCAUCGCCGUUCCCUGUGGUUCAGACACUCCCGCUGCGCAGAUCCCAGAUGGCCAGGUUGUCGGCACUACCGUUGUACAGACUACUAUCGUCACCGCUUUGCCCGAUGGCCAGCCCCAGGUGGUCACAACUUCGGUCCCUGUUCCUAUCUGCCAGAUUGGCGAUGGCCAGGUUCAGCAGGUCACCACUCCUUGUAUCUCCGUCACCGCUACUCCGACCAGCACGUAUGUGCCCGUGAGCGAGUACACUGAUGGCCAGAUUCAAGUUACCCCUCCUGGAACUGCCCCCGCGCCGCCUGCUAGCCCGACUCCCGAGUCGCCCGCGCCAUCCGCACCCGCUCCGUCAGCGCCUGCUCCGUCGGCUCCUGCCACGACAGCACCGGCACCCAGCAGCAGUGCGGUUGAGUCCAGCUCAGUCGCUAGCUCCAGCGCCAGCGCCCCAGCCAGCUCAACCUCGGCCAGCCCUACAUCUCCCCCGGUUGAGACCUCGGCUCCACCGCAGAGCGGAUCGUCUCGUGUCUCGGUCGGAUCAGUCGGUGCCCUAGUCUUCACAGCCAUGGUCGCGUUCUUCUACCUGUAA